AUGCACAAAGGUUUCAUAGCUUUCCCUAGACAACCGCAACAACGGCCAGUAUCCUGAGUGGUUUACAAUAUCUCGGCGGAAAACGGUAGCUAUGGAAGGUAUUCACCAAGAUAGGAAAGUCCCCGCGGCAGGCACAGGACCACAACCGCCAGUGAGGGACAGGACCUUUUUCCUCAUUCAAGUCAACAACUUCAAAGUCGGCAUGGUUGUGUUUGAGUUGUAUAACGAUCAGGUUCCUAUCACUUGCAAAAAGUAUGGUUUCCCCCCCCUCCUCCCUCUCCGUGAAGCGUGGUUUGUGCAGUUUUCUGACUAUGCUCGCACCCCCCGUCAAGUUUUCGAGUUUUGUGCACGGGAAUGGCUGGAAGGGUAACACGCCCGUGCGGCACCAUCGAUAAACUCCAUUACCGUGGGACCAGGGUUCACUCCAUUAUCAAGGAGUUCAUUAUUCAAGCUGGAGAUAUUACCAAAGGGGAUGGUACGGGUGGCGCGAGUAUAUACGCGAAUGGUACUGAGACGUUUGACUCUCAGGGAUUCGACCAGGAAAACCUGGGGUGGAGGCAGAUAGACUCGGCGGGGUUGCUCUGCAUGGCUAACCGUGGCGGGAGCAAAAGCAAUACAAGCCAGUACGCACCCUUUUCCCCUCUCCCUGAGGGCAAAUUGCUACCACUAACCAAUACAGAUUCUUCAUAACUCUCUCACCCGCUCAUUACCUCACCAACCUCUACACAGUCUUCGGCCACGUGAUUGACGGGAUGGAGAUCAUCGAGGAAAUAGGAAAGAUAGAGGUCGGGUAUAAGGACUAUCCGAAAGUUAAGAUCGAGAUAUUAGAGUCUGGAGAGCUCACCCCGUUGGGCCAAGUGAGGGUGCUAUCGCCCCCUGUCGCCAUCAGAUGUAGGCCCCCUCAAAACACCCCGGUUAUGCUACCCCAGCCGAAGCCGGCGAGCAAUACAGGUGCCUCAGGGCAUAAGAGGACUCAUAGCAAGCAGGCCACGGCGCUGGGGGCUCGGCAGGAAGCGGUGGCAGCGGGGAGAGGUGACGCGGACGAGAAUAGGCAUCCCAAGAGGAGAGUUGUUAUGUUCACGCGGGGCGAUGAGGACUAUGACAUGGAUCAGGGCGGGCCGUCUACUCAACGUUUUGCGAGGAACUACCUUGGUCCCCGCAGUUCCCUUAAUGAAGCCUACCAGCCCAACAGGAGACGGAGACUCAAUCACGGAAGGCCACUGUUGGCCAAGAGGUCCAGGAGGUGCUAUCCCUACCCGAGAAACUCCAACGAGGGAGAGGGCAAUAUCAAUGAAGAGGAGGGCAGAGAAAUACCCAAACAUCAAGGAUUCCGGCACCAAAAUUUCUUGUGAUAACUGCCACGACAGGCACGACACUGGGAUACCCUCCUAGGGGUAUCGUAAUGGUCGUCUGAUCAGAAGGCGUAUCUACUUGCAUUAAAGGCAGAAGAUGCUUUAGCCACGAAACGCUUAGAAAUAAUGUUACCGGGUCUACAGGAUGGCUCUCUCCGUUACUAGUCUAUUCGGUAGUCAUUUACUUGAGUAGUCUUGUUGUUACUGAUACCAAUGUUUUCGCAUCCUACUUGUAUUAUAUGUAUCACUACUCACAGUCUUGAGCCGAAAUAAAAACAUUUACGAGUA
Molecule: messenger RNA, 1640 nt
Organism: Tuber aestivum (summer truffle)
Lineage: Eukaryota; Fungi; Ascomycota; Pezizomycetes; Pezizales; Tuberaceae
Source: the annotation of a GenBank genome assembly